AUGGGGGCAAACUGUGGUGUUCAAGAACAGCCUCUCAAUUGGAGUAAAAGGUUAAAGAUAUUAGAGGGGAUUGCUAAGGCCUUAGAGUUUUUGCAUUCAGAUGAUAUAAUAUUUAGAGAUCUGAAACCCGCUAACAUUCUUCUUGGGGAAGAGUUUCAUCCGAAGUUAGCAGAUUUUGGCCUCGUGAAGUUUGGUUCUUCUGUCGAGGGUGAUCAAUAUAAUUCUAAACCCAAAGGAACGGCAGGUUAUCUAGACCAUUGGUACUGUGCUGAUGGCAUGUGCAGCCCUAAAGUGGAUGUUUACGCUUUUGGGGUGCUCUUGUUUGAGUUAAUGACCGGGCGGAAAGCACUUGAGAACCAUUAUAGUAACAUUGUGAAUGUGGUCCAACCUUGGUUAUCAGCAAAUCGUCAUCAUAAGCUAGUUGACCCUCUUAUGAGAGGAGCUCCAAUGGGUGCAGCUCGAGAUGUUCUACAUUUGGCACACAGGUGUAUAUCUGCCCCUGAUGAUAGACCCUCCAUGGCAGAAAUUGUUGUUUUUCUUUCUCAACUUUCUACACGUCGCACGGCCAUUACCAGUGACAAUAAGAAACUCCCACAAAUUUUUGACCUUCCGAUGAAGGACCAUAUUCGUAUCGUGGACUUGUCCAAGCUCUCAAUCUUGAGAGAUGCUAACAAAAGACCUCGUUCAACAGAAGUUGCGACUACUCUUUCAAAUUUAGUCUCCCAAGAAGAAACAUGGUUACAUGGGGUACAUGAAGGCGACGUUUUGACUCGUCAAUCAUGGUGCAUAGAGAAUCUGAAACUUCGGGGAAUUAUGGGAGUUGAAAUUGACAGCACAAAUAUAUUAAUUGCAAUGCUUUGGAAAUCAUGCGACUGCAGCCGGUAA
Papaver somniferum (opium poppy) is the source of this 885-nucleotide messenger RNA. Its product is annotated as probable serine/threonine-protein kinase PBL5. The record is from RefSeq and is a predicted model, not a curated record. Lineage: Eukaryota; Viridiplantae; Streptophyta; Magnoliopsida; Ranunculales; Papaveraceae. Gene Ontology annotation, cellular component: plasma membrane. The transcript is spliced from 4 exons. Gene Ontology annotation, molecular function: protein kinase activity; ATP binding. Gene Ontology annotation, biological process: protein phosphorylation. Bases 1 to 885 code for a protein of 294 amino acids.